UGUUUAUUCUAGUCAAAAGUUGUUAGUGUUUUGAGCAUUAACACGUGUUUGAAAAACAAGACUAUUGAUUAAUUUAUGUGUUAAUUUAUAUAUUAAAAAUGACACCAAACUUGGAGGUUGUUGUAGGGACGUAUGAGCAAUUUUUGCUCGGUUACAAAAUCAAUAAAAUCGUUGAUGAGUAUAAAUUGGAACAAACUUUUGCAACUCACAGUCAUCUGGCAAGCAUACGAAGUGUUGCUAGCAAUAGACAUUAUUUAGCAUCUGCAGGAGCAGAUGAAGUGGUUUGUCUUUAUGAUAUGCGUUAUCGAACAGAAAAUGGAAAAUUAAUACAUCACAAUGAUUCCGUGAAUUGCAUCACUUUUACACCUGACGCUUCGCAUAUUCUAACCGGUGGCAGAGAUGGACAAAUAGGAGUUGUUCGAUGUGGCAAUUGGCAGGUUGAAAAACUUUGGGAAAAACCACACAAAGGUGAAUCAAUCGAGGCACUAGCUGUGCACCCCUCGGGAAAAUUGGCUCUUUCAACUGGAGGCGAUGGCACACUUCGAACUUGGAAUUUAGUCAAAGGAAAACAAGCGUACGCCACUAAUUUAAUACCACGCUGGCGAACGCUUGCGAAAAAUAUCAAUAUACUAAAAUGGAGUCCAAAUGGUGAAAAGUAUUUAAUUGCGUCAAAUAGGAAAAUUGAUAUUUACUCAGUAGAAACGGCAGGCGUCGACGAAGAAAUAAAUCUCGACUCAAAAGUAAUUUGCGUUGAAUUUCUUAAUGAUGAUUUAAUUGCCAUUGGCUAUGACGAUGGGAAAAUAAGUUUCUACGAUCUUGAGGAGAGUUCAAAAACUUUGGACAUUGUUGCACAUACCGCAAGAUUGAAGUGUAUGCAACAUAUUGACGAUCUCUUGGUAACAGCUUCGAGUUCCGGUGAAAUAAAACUUUGGCAAUUCACCAAAGAUUCAAUGUCAUUACUCAAUCAAGUCACUUGUAAUUCGCGAAUAUUGUGUCUCACACUAGCGACCGUUUGCAAAAAUGUUCGUGAAAAAGAGGAUAAAGUGACGACGGAAGAAGUUGUGGAAAUAAAGAAAAUAAAGAAAUUGAGAAUGCGGCAAGAAGUGAUUAUUGAAGAUGAAGAGGACAAUAGUCAUUUGAAAGUAAAGGAGACGAAGAAGAAGAGUAAAGUUCGAUUGAAUGAGGAAGCAGCCGAGGAAGUUUCUCCAGUUACUAAGAAAAAGAAGAAAAUUAAUGAUUUUACAGUGGAGGAUAUUGAUAAUUCAGAGCAGCGUGGUUUAAAAAGAUCGUCAGAUGAUGAAGAUGGUGAUUCGCCUCCGAAGCAGAAGAGGAAAAAAAUGAAAGAAACUUCUUCGAAAAAAAGGAAGGAUUCAAAAUGGUUGGAGGAGGAAAUUGAGGAGACACCGAUUAAAAAGAAACUUGCAACAAAUUCCGAUAAUCAGGAUAAGAUUGUAAAAUCAAAAGAAAUGAAGGAGAAUAAAAAAGUUAUUGUCGAUGACAAGAAGGUUUCUCCCAAAAAGAAAUUCGCCAAAGAUUUGAAUCUGAAGAGUGGAAAUUUCUCUAAAAAGAAGAAGAAAAAGAAUAAAAAUUCUCUCCAGGAAUAACAAAAAGAAUACUAUUAAAAUAAAAUUAAAUAACUAUUAAAAUAUAAUACUGUAUAAGGGAAAUUUUCAAGGUCCCUGAAAUUAGUGUCGACGCUCAGCGUCCAAAAAUUAUUAUCUUGGAUUUCUAGAGAUUUGAUUACUUUCGUUCACCUAAGGAGCUAAAAAGAAUUUCCAAGACACUUUUUAAAUGUGAAACCGUCGUUUCAAAUUUUCAGUUUCAUAGAAAAAUUUUUUUCUAACGCUCAACGUCGACGCUAAAGUCUUAAUGUAUAAGAAAUGUAAAGAACCAUGAAUGUGAUGGUUAAAGACUUGUAUAUUUUUUAUUUUGGUUGUAUAAAUAUUUACAAAGUGUAAACGUUAAUAAACCUUCAGUCUAAAUGCAUAAA
This is a messenger RNA of Leptopilina heterotoma, 1990 nucleotides long. Its product is annotated as p21-activated protein kinase-interacting protein 1-like. Gene Ontology annotation, molecular function: protein binding. The record is from RefSeq and is a predicted model, not a curated record. The coding region runs from base 99 to 1604 and encodes 501 amino acids. NCBI's taxonomy places the organism in Eukaryota, Metazoa, Arthropoda, Insecta, Hymenoptera, Figitidae. The transcript has 3 exons.